This is a messenger RNA of Acytostelium subglobosum LB1, 2034 nucleotides long. RefSeq lists its product as hypothetical. The transcript is spliced from 2 exons. Lineage: Eukaryota; Evosea; Eumycetozoa; Acytosteliales; Acytosteliaceae. Bases 1 to 2034 code for a protein of 677 amino acids. The record is from RefSeq and is a predicted model, not a curated record.
AUGACCUACACACGACCAGAGGUCAAGGGUUGUUCAUUGGAGAUAAGGGGCGAUGCUCCUGUUGGCAAGAUGUUUGCUCCCACCAUCGCCUUCACCGCGGCAACAUGCUUGUACAUUGAUGAUGCUACAUUCACCGUGACUCCGCCGCCUCAGACAACAUACUUCAAUGGUCAGGUGAUCACCGGAACAACACUCAACGGAUCGACUACAUUCAUCAAAGGACUCCCAGGUGUCUACCACUUGACCAUCGUGGAUGAGGUCAAUCAAUGCUCAUGGUCCAACAUAAAGUUCACCAUCCCAUACUCGAUGCCAGACUUCAAGUUCAAAUACAAUUUGACCAAGCGUAUCACUGAUUGCUCAUUCACAGGAAAUGACUACACCACCAUAUCAGUUGAGAACCCUGCAAAGUAUAGUUAUCUCACGCCAGUCGUUGAUGCCAAUGGUCUGAUGAACCUCACGACGUCACUCCCAAUCAGCUUCCAGUAUGGUGAUUGCAAGGCAAGCAUCUACCUUUCAAACAUCCAGACCACACCUGAUCUCAAGGUACAGGCCACCAAGUUGCACCCGAUCACUUGCUACAAGGGUGAUGGAGUGUUCCAGAUCACAUUGUCACAAGGUGGACUGCCCCUCCCGACCAAUGUACCCUUGUACAACGCUGCAACCUUAUCCAAGGUCACCCCUGGCAAGUUGACAAUGGAUGUCGUGGCGGGCAUCUGUCGCACGUCAUUCACUCUAGACACCCAGUUUGAAGACCCUAAGUUUGUGUUUGAAACGACGCCCAUCUUCCCAGGCAACACCAUCCCUCUCUACCCGGAUCACAUCUUUGCUGGAACUGUGUUGGUCAGAUCAACUUUGAAGGGUGUGUUUAUCAAUGCCGUGCCAAUGGGUGACCCAUCAAUCACUGUUGACUUGUCCAAUCCAUUGCGAUUCAUCACCUCUGAUGACCAGCUCACAUUCAACAUCACCUGGAACACAGUGUGUAACAAGGUGUACCAAGUGCCAGUGCCAAAAGUGGCCCAUCCAACACCAGACUACUACUUGAUGUUGGAAGGAUGUCCACCAAGCUACACAUUCGUACUCAACAACUACAGAGUGUUCUUUGGUGCGCAGCUGGAUGGCGUGCCGUUGGGUCCCCAGGGUACCCUGACAAAUGUACCAUACGUGGAUGGUAGCAAAGUGCACCUGGUCUACGCGACCAAGUUGGCAACUAACUACAUCACAUCAGACACUGUGAUCACUGUUAAACCUCCAUCAACUCCCGCACUAUCAAUGGGCAAUGUUACCGGCAGACGUGAAUACACGAUGGACACAUCAGCAAAAAAUCAACAAUCAUCCAAUGUGUUCACAUCACUGUCCAAUGGUGACUACUACUUGUUAUCGACACCUCAAGGUCAACCAUAUUGUAGAAGUAUACAACAGUUCAGUGUCAAGGGUGGUGAGCCUGCGCCAAAGAUUGGCACUCAGACAAUGUGUUCAGCCAACAAGGUGCUGCCAAUGAACAUAUCUUUCGGUCUCAACAUGCCAGUGAACCAAUACUUGAUCAACUUCAAUGGACGCCAACUCAACACCUCACAGCCACUACCCAACGGACUGUACCCAUUCCAGAUCAACAUCACUGAUCCCAUCUGCAGGCGCAUACUCCGGCUGACCAACAUCACACUAAGCACUCAAUCAGUCGAGCCAUUAAUCUCAUCGGACCAAUGUCAGCGUGCCAAGCUGUCAGUUCGUGCGCCAGGCAACUACAACAUCAACUUCACCAACACAAAGGAUGGUAGUGUCAAUGUAUCAAUGACAUAUCAGUUCAACAGCACUUCAUCGCCACUCUCAAUCAACCUUGCCGAGGGCAUUUACACAGUAGUCAUUCAAUCAGAUUCAUGUCAAUCAUCGUAUAACAUCUAUGUUGAAGGUUGUCCUCCACCACCAAUCAUCAACAAGAAGAAUCUGGCAUGGAUCUCUGUAUUGGUAGUAGCUGGUGUCGUCCUAAUAUUAAGUGGCAGCUUCGUCAUCUACAGACGCUAUAGAAUGAGACGUUGA